Molecule: messenger RNA, 1797 nt
Organism: Meloidogyne enterolobii
Lineage: Eukaryota; Metazoa; Nematoda; Chromadorea; Rhabditida; Meloidogynidae
Source: the annotation of a GenBank genome assembly
AUGUUCUUCUGUUCGUUUUGGCUGUUUUGGCUUUCAAUUUCUUCAUCUCUCGCUAAUCCUGAAAAACAAGGAUAUGACAAAGAUUCUAUUGUAGUUGGAUACGGCAAUCAUUUUGUGCAAUUGGAGAAUAAAACUGUCAUUUUGAAUGACAAAAGCUUGAUUGCUGAUAAUAUCAACGAUGUUUUAGACAGUCAAGUUGAGAAGCAUAUCGAUAUGGACAAACCCUAUUCUGCCUGUAUUAGUGAUCUAAAUGAAGAAUAUAUAAUUCUGGAGUAUGAACAAAAAUGGGUUGAAUGGAAAGGAUGUUCUGUUGAUUUAAUAACAGAGAGUGAUCACAUCGAGUUUACUGUUUUGCUGUUGUUGAAGGAUUGUAUAAAACAUGAAUAUUGCCAAAUCGCAAAUCGAGAAGGAGGGACUGUUCUGCCUUUUGCUUAUGGUUUGGGCUGUGAACAAUUCGUUAGGAUCAGAAACAACAAAGGACCUCUUUAUGGAGAAGGUUCAACAUGUCCAAAUAGAGAUCAAUGUAAAAAAUCAGCAGGAUACGAUCCCAAAACGGACCUUAAAAAACCCGAUUGCAUGCCUUGGACGCCAUUGGAGUUUGAAUGGAGAUGUGUUACUCCACACGAUUCACAUUCAAGUUUACUGGCAUCUAUAUUCCCGGUUGGUGCAAGUGAAAUGGCUGCUGGCGUGAAGGGAAAGUUCAAUAAUCAGUCUACUGCCGUAAAAGUCUCUGUAAGAAUCAACAAAGACAAAAGUAUUGAUAUUGGGAAUCUUGCAAUGUUUUUGGACGAUAAAUGGGUUUUGACAGAAAAAGAAAAAAUGUUGGAACAAGUCCAUACUUCUUUUGCUUGUGUCAAUUCAAUUCUGGAACCAGAAAUGUGGGAAAUUGUUAAUGCUACGAGGGAGGAAUUUGAAAAUAAAAAAUUGUUGACUUUUUAUUUCCUGCCAAUGCUGGUACCUCGUCAUCGUAGUGUUGGUAUAAUGAAAGGGCACAAUGUUGGUACUGAAUGUGAUAAUGUGAAAAUUGUUUUUUCUCGUAAAGAAUAUCAAAUGUUAAUUAUUGGAGCGCCAUCAAAUAGAACUGUUAAUCAAACAGAUGAAAAACCAUUCUAUAAGGGAUUGCUUCAUCCAUUGCCAAUUCGUGACAGUCAAACAACAGUGCAAAAUAAUGAUGUUUUAACUUCUUCCAAACCUUCUAAAGGUAAAUUUAAGAGAGAAAUUUCGGGUAAGGGUAUCGCAGUCCCAAGGUACCGCAGAGCUAUAACUUUGUUCAGAAUCGUCGAAUCCGGGACGCCCUGGUAUGGUUCGAUGCGCCUCGGCGAGCCGAAUCGAACCAUACCAGGGCGUCCCGGAUUCGACCAUUCUGAACAAAGUUAUAGCUCUGCGGUACCUUGGCCUGCUCCCGGAAUUUCUAGUAAAAAUUCAAAAAAAUUUUUUGUAAUUGUAGAUAAAAGAGAAACUACAGAAACUACUACUCAAGAGACAACAACUACAAAAAUAGAAGAGAUUGUUGAAACUUCCAAAAAGGAAGAGAUUGUCGAGACUACUAAAGAAGAGAUUAGCAGUUAUUCGACAAAAGAUCCUUCAGUAGAUUUCAAUCAAACUACUUCAAUUCCUUCAAUCAGCACUACAAAUGGGACGGCUAUUGAGAUUGUUGGGAAUAUUUCAACUGAUAACUUCACUAUUUCUUCCCCACCAACACCAACAGUAAUUUCGUCUUCAAAAGAAACAACAAAAGAAGGAUUUCCUUUUAAAUAUUUAAUUAUUGGAGGGAUUGUUGGAGUUGUUGUUUUGUAA